This is a messenger RNA of Aspergillus puulaauensis, 2229 nucleotides long. Its product is annotated as Zn(II)2Cys6 transcription factor. Gene Ontology annotation, biological process: positive regulation of transcription by RNA polymerase II. The record is from RefSeq and is a predicted model, not a curated record. The coding region runs from base 1 to 2229 and encodes 742 amino acids. Gene Ontology annotation, molecular function: DNA-binding transcription factor activity, RNA polymerase II-specific; transcription cis-regulatory region binding; zinc ion binding. NCBI's taxonomy places the organism in Eukaryota, Fungi, Ascomycota, Eurotiomycetes, Eurotiales, Aspergillaceae. The transcript has 3 exons. Gene Ontology annotation, cellular component: nucleus.
AUGGGCGCUUCAGCUCGUUCUGCGGCUAUGCCUCCCAGGUCCAAAGCCCGCCGGACACACCUGCUAGGUAGCUGCAAGACGUGCAGACGGCGGCACGUAAGAUGCGACACAAAGCGCCCUGCCUGCGAGACAUGCGCAGCACUAGGCUUGGUCUGCGAAGGCUUCACUGACGAAAUCCGAUGGGUGCCACCUCGAAAGCGUUCACGCGCGGUGAUCAAGGACGGGCCUGUUGCUAGCUUUGGCAUCCGUCGUCAACUAUCCACCGAACAGGACCGACGGCUGAUGGGGGUGGCUCUUGGCAAGGGUCUCGUACGAGGCUCUGUUGAUGCGUCGUUGGAUGAGAUCGAUUUGCGGACGAAAGACCUCUGCUGCGAUAACGGGCAAGAGGCGAGGAUUGGCCCGUUCAGCGUUCUCAAUAUCUCUCCUGCCUCAACCAAGCUGCAAGAUACGCAGCUUAACCCAGAUCUGGGGGAGCCCAGUCUCAACAUCGCAUUCACACCCGCUAGAUCACAGCCCGUUCCAGAUGUCCCCGCGCCUUCUCUGGAUGAUCUGCUCCAGUGGGCUGACCUCCUCGAACUCGAUAAUGAUCUUCCUCCAUUUGAUCCCGAAUCCCUCUUUGAUUUUGCAGCCGCAUCUCCAUUUGACACGUCUCUAGGGGGUAGCUCAUCAACACCAUGUCCUACGUUCGACGGCUGUGAAGUUCUACCCCAGUCAUUAGACGAGGAAUUUCAUCAACGAGCUACAUUCAGUCGAUCAGAUUCGUGUCGGGACUUGUUGAAGCACGCAUCUGAGCUGUUGAAGAACUUCCAAAGCAGCGUUAUACCGCAGAUGACCAUUGUUCCGCUGAGCAAAAAGUCUCCCUGGGAGAUCAUCAACAUGUCUGCUGCGUUGCUUACGUUGGGAGAGCUAACAGUAACUGAGUGUGAGAAUGUCACUCAUGCCCGACAGGCACAUUUGUAUAUUAUUAUGGCAUGCUCUGCCAUUGACCUUGCCAUGAAGCCGUCGAUGGUCAGUGACGACUCAUUGUCGAACUACUGGAAACGACUUGCAGAUCGGGGCUACGAGGAAGCAAAAUACCAUAUGCGGAUAUCCCUGAGCGAAGAAACAGGUAGCCCACGGAAAGCCAAGCUCAAGGACCAGCUGAUGGCGCUUUAUGGAAUGACGGAGUUUGCAAUUUUCUCUGGUCAGGACCGAGACGCCAGACGAAGUCUUGUGGAUGCAGAGCGCCUCCUCCGUCUUCGUGGUCUGCCAAAGCGCCGAGUGUCGCGAAAACUGCGCCUUCUGCUUAACGUCUACACCUGGCUGCGGAUUGCAGGUGAAAGUACUUACGUGCUGCACGACUACAGUCUCUCCAACUCUCAUUACAACGCCUUCACCUCUUUCAACCACUCACAGCCACGGCGCUCAACAGCCCCCAUCCACAAUGAGCGCCCAAUGUCGCGAACCAUCCAAGGCAUCCGCCUAGACGACUUCCUCCACAUCGAAAACUCCGAAAACGACCUCAACAUCGACGAGCCAAAGUGCCGGCGCGCCGAUCUCACAGACCUCCAUUUACAGGAUUCCCGUCUUUCAACCGAAACUCUAGGCAAGCAAGUCUACGGCAUCCCCGAAACAUGGCUCAGCCUACUCUCGCAAACAACCCGGCUCGCAAACGUGAUGGAAGCAAUGCGCAGCGCUCAAAACGCAGAUAUCAUAAUGAACUGUAACACGCAUCAAGCGUUACAGGACCGGGCCUCGCGUCUUGAGACUGCCAUCCAUUCAUUUGGUGCUCGUGAAAUCAAACCAGACCCUCAUCCUACCAAACAUCACAACGCAAUGAAUUACAUACUCGUUCUUCGGGCCUUCAACUCCGCCCUCCUAAUCUUCUUCUACCGCCGUGUGCGCCAAGUCCACCCUGCAAUCUUACAAAACGAAGUCGAGCAUGUCAUCAUCGCACUCUCGGCGUUUCAUUCGGGUCCAAGUGAGAAAGACCCCUUGGGGCCGGGGACUUUGUGGCCUAUAUUUGUUGCCGGGUGUGAAGCGACAAUGUCAGCGCAGCGAGAAUCGAUUAUUCAAUUGCUGCAGAAGGCGAAGCUCAAAAGCGGUCUUGCGCCUUUCAAAAUCGCCGAAAAUAUGAUCUUCGAGGUAUGGAGGAGGCAGGAUGCACAAUUAGCUGCGAAUCGCCGAGAGCCGUUACCAACGUGGAUUGAUGUCUCGAAGGAACAGGGGAUUUGGCCUAUGUUUUGCUAG